Molecule: messenger RNA, 3253 nt
Organism: Astyanax mexicanus (Mexican tetra)
Lineage: Eukaryota; Metazoa; Chordata; Actinopteri; Characiformes; Acestrorhamphidae
Gene: rxrga
Product: retinoid x receptor, gamma a
Exons: 10
Coding region: 67-1386 (439 amino acids)
Biological process (GO): response to retinoic acid; anatomical structure development; positive regulation of transcription by RNA polymerase II
Cellular component (GO): RNA polymerase II transcription regulator complex; nucleus
Molecular function (GO): retinoic acid-responsive element binding; nuclear receptor activity; nuclear steroid receptor activity
Source: RefSeq, a predicted model, not a curated record
ACACACACACACGCUCACACUCAAACACCCUCUCACACACUCACUCACAGAGCGAGCAGUGGAGGAAUGGAUGACCACGGCUACCUGCAUGUGGGUUCCUCAGUGCAUCUCGCCCAUAAUCACCUGAGACCCCCCCCCUCCCAGCCCCCCAUCGUCUCCAUGAUGACCCAUCACCACCAGUCCGUCAUCAGCAGCCUGGCAUCCCCCUUCUCUGUCAUCACUUCCUCCUCACUGAGCCCCUUGACCUCCCCCGUACCCAGCACCCCCAGCGGGGGCUACAGCCCAUACAGCCCACAGAUUCACUCUCUGAGCAGCUCAGACGACAUGAAGCCUCUUCCCAGUCUGACCAGCAGGAGCAGCAGCUUCCAGUGCAUCAGUCCAGGCUCCCUGUCCAAACACAUCUGCUCCAUCUGUGGAGAUCGAUCUUCAGGAAAGCACUAUGGGGUGUUCAGCUGUGAGGGCUGUAAGGGCUUCUUUAAGAGAACAGUGCGUAAAGAUCUGACGUACAUGUGCCGGGACAGUAAAGAGUGUCUGAUAGAUAAACGGCAGAGGAACCGCUGUCAGUACUGCCGCUAUCAGAAGUGUCUGGCCAUGGGCAUGAAGAGAGAAGCUGUACAGGAGGAGAGGCAGCGGGGUCGAGAGAGGAUGAGUGAUAGUGAGGUUGACUCCAGCACUGGGUUAAAUGAGGAGAUGCCGGUGGAGAAGAUUCUAGAUGCUGAAUUAGCCGUGGAGCCGAAAACAGAGACGUACCUGCCGUCCAACACAGGAAACUCACAGACCAAUGACCCCGUCACCAACAUCUGCCAGGCAGCUGAUAAGCAGCUGUUCACUCUGGUAGAGUGGGCCAAACGCAUCCCGCACUUCUCUCAGCUCCCUCUGGACGACCAGGUCAUCCUCCUGCGAGCAGGCUGGAAUGAGUUGCUGAUUGCCUCGUUCUCUCAUCGCUCUGUGACGGUGAAGGAUGGUAUUCUGCUGGCGACCGGUCUGCACGUGCACCGCAGCAGUGCCCACAGUGCAGGAGUGGGCUCCAUCUUCGACAGGGUGCUGUCUGAGCUGGUGUCUAAAAUGAAGGACAUGCAGAUGGAUAAGACUGAGCUGGGAUGCCUCCGAGCCAUCGUCCUCUUUAACCCAGAUGCAAAGGGUUUGUCCAGUCCGUCAGAUGUGGAAGUGCUGAGGGAGAAGGUUUACGCCUCCUUAGAGUCCUACACUAAACACAGAUACCCCCAGCAGCCUGGCAGGUUCGCUAAGCUCCUCCUGCGGCUUCCUGCUCUUCGCUCCAUAGGCCUGAAGUGUCUCGAGCAUCUGUUCUUCUUCAAGCUCAUCGGAGACACGCCCAUAGACACUUUCCUAAUGGAGAUGCUUGAAGCUCCGCACCAGAUCACAUGACCCACCCAACCCAAAUUAACCCAACCUAUGCCCCUAUAAAUAACCCCCUGUGCACAGAGUCACCCCAGCGUAACACACUCAUCCUUCCUUUGUACUAAAAUGUAAAAUACAAAAUAUAUGUAUUGAUAUUUCUAAUCGAUGUACUUAUUGAUGUACAUAUGUGUCAACCCACACCUUUGUAAAGUCAUAACAGAGUGGUAUUUUUAUUACAUAUCUGAGAAGAUAAACAGUGUUAAAUGUUAAGAGUAUUAGAUUUACUAUAAAUGCAUUUCAUUUUGGAUAUUUUUCCAUGGUAGUGUUCGCUUUUCAAAUUGGCAAUAAUUCCUCUCCAUAUUUGAUUGCAUUCAGACCUCCCCAAAUCCUGGGCCAUGCUUCUUGGAUAUUUCUCUGCUCUAGAGAGUCUUAUUCUAAUGGCAGUACUUGUUUUCUACAGGGUCUAGCCAAUUUAAAUCAGCAGUGGCUGUUUAAAGAUAAAGUAGCAAAAUGCAUUAAAUUGAAAGGGUGUCCACAAAUAUUUGGACUUGUAAUGUAUUCUUAAGACACUACUGAUGUACUUAUGUAGUACUGGUGUACUGAUGUACUGGUGUACUGAUGUACUGAUGUAGUACUGGUGUACUGAUGUACUGGUGUACUGAUGUACUGAUGUAGUACUGGUGUACUGAUGUACUGAUGUAAGACUGGUGUACUGAUGUACUGAUGUAGUACUGAUGUACUGAUGUAGUACUGGUGUACUGGUGUACUGAUGAAGUACUGGUGUACUGAUGUACUGAUGUAGUACUGGUGUACUGAUGUAGUACUGGUGUACUGAUGUACUGAUGUAGUACUGGUGUACUGAUGUAGUACUGGUGUACUGAUGUAGUACUGGUGUACUGAUGUACUGAUGUAGUACUGGUGUACUGAUGUACUGAUGUAGUACUGAUGUACUGAUGUAGUACUGGUGUACUGAUGUAGUACUGGUGUACUGAUGUACUGAUGCAGUACUGGUGUACUGAUGUAGUACUGGUAUACUGAUGUACUGAUGCAGUACUGGUGUACUGAUGUACUGAUGUAGUACUGGUAUACUGAUGUACUGAUGCAGUACUGGUGUACUGAUGUACUGAUGUAGUACUGGUAUACUGAUGCAGUACUGGUGUACUGAUGUAGUACUGGUGUACUGAUGUACUGAUGUAGUACUGGUAUACUGAUGUACUGAUGUAGUACUGGUGUACUGAUGUAGUACUGGUGUACUGAUGUACUGAUGUAGUACUGGUGUACUGAUGUACUGAUGUAGUACUGGUGUACUGAUGUAGUACUGGUGUACUGAUGUACUGAUGUAGUACUGGUGUACUGAUGUAGUACUGGUGUACUGAUGUACUGAUGUAGUACUGAUGUACUGAUGUAGUACUGAUGUACUGAUGCAGUACUGGUGUACUGAUGUAGUACUGGUGUACUGAUGUAGUACUGGUGUACUGAUGUACUGAUGCAGUACUGGUGUACUGAUGUAGUACUGGUAUACUGAUGUACUGAUGCAGUACUGGUGUACUGAUGUACUGAUGUAGUACUGGUAUACUGAUGUACUGAUGCAGUACUGGUGUACUGAUGUACUGAUGUAGUACUGGUAUACUGAUGCAGUACUGGUGUACUGAUGUAGUACUGGUGUACUGAUGUACUGAUGUAGUACUGGUAUACUGAUGUACUGAUGUAGUACUGGUGUACUGAUGUAGUACUGGUGUACUGAUGUACUGAUGUAGUACUGGUGUACUGAUGUACUGAUGUAGUACUGGUGUACUGAUGUAGUACUGGUGUACUGAUGUACUGAUGUAGUACUGGUGUACUGAUGUAGUACUGAUGUACUGAUGCAGUACUGGUGUACUGAUGUAGUACUGGU